GGUUAAGUAGGAAUAGGUUGAUGUAGGUGGAGCUACGUUCUGCUAGGUUAGGUAUUUAGGAUAAUUUAGUUUGUUUUAGUAGUUUAUAUCUUAAUUGGUUAUAACAGUAUUAAAUGUUGUGUUAAUCUGCUUAGCUUAAGGCAAAAGUGUUAAAUUGUUCAUAUUUCAAAUCCUGUCUUCCUGCUGUCACUACAUCAAAUUUAGCCAAUGUAUGAUUACUACAUGGAAGAGACAAAAAAAUUAAGAAGUAUAGGAAAAGAUUUGAACCUAACCGAUACAGACAUAGAUAGAAUUAUAGAUGAAUCCUUCAAGUUUCUCGAAAAUGAGACAAGUAUCAAAAAAUCUCAAAAGUAUUAUGGAAGAAAGAAGUUUAUCAUCAUUCUGUCAAUUGUCAUCGCUUUAAUCGCAGUACUGUGUUUUUUUUCUAAUCCUAGAAAGAUCAUUCAUGGAUACAUCGAAAGGAAUUUCCAAGCUCUCGUUUAUCCAGGGAUGAAGCUACUUCGAAAAAUAAUGCUACCAGUAAUCAAAACUUUUCCUUCUCUAACACAGCUCUAUGACGAAGCAUGUUUAAUUGGGAAUCCGUAUUUCCAAGUUUCUGAUAUAGAUUGUUGGCCGUGUGAGAAUGUUAAAAGUAUUUUGAAUUUGACUGUGGCCAAUUUAAGUAAUGAAGAUUAUCAUUCUGGUAUUCCUAUUGUACUCAGGGAUGAAAAUUUGAAGGAAGUCGACUUUGAAGAUUUAGUCGAUAUGUAUUCCUGCCAUAAAGAAGUCUUUGACAAAGAUGCAGGAAAAACUGAGAACAUUCUUCCUGAGCACUCGACCCCAGAAAAUUUAUUCCUAAAAAGCCCCCUUUCGACCAACCCAUCUUCGCAGAAGAAUUUACAUGUAACUUGGAAGCUUAAUAGAUUGGAACCUGUGAGAGAAGUCAGGCAGACAUUUGGAACACCGAAACAAGUUCCUUUUUACGUUUCAGGAGCGACUAUAGAAAAGUGGCUUCUCAUUGAUGAAGCUAAUGCUUCUCCAUAUGAAUUGCCUUGGACUGAAGGAACGACUGUUUUCUUAAUACAAGGGAGUGGUUCACGUCUUAUAUCAUUGGAGCCGUCCGUCGAAUGCUUGAGUUCAUGCCACAGGGUUUCGAUUCUACUCAGACCAAAGCAUAUAUUGUGGUUCAAUUGGUGGUAUUGGAGAGGAAAAAGUCUUCCUGUCAACACAUCGCACAAUAUCAGUAUUACUUAUGUCGGAUCUUAUUAUUAAAUCUGAUUAGGACAUCGUUUGAAAGCUACCUACUCGACCUUAAUUUAAGAUGCAUCAGCCCCGACCAGUGUCUAGACUGUGUAUAAUAAAAAAAGACUGUUACAAAAACUAAGAAAAACGAGUAUCAAAUUUUUCAAAAAUGCUUCCAUUAACCAAAGAUACUUCAUUAAUAUUUAAUAAUGUUUAUGUAUACGUCUGAAUUAAAGAUUUUAAUGUUAUUUAUAUUUACAAAAUGUAAUUUUAUAUGAAUUAAAUAUUGUCUUGUUUUAUUUUAAAUGGUAUCUUCCAAUUUGUAUUAUCUAUUUAUAUAAUUUAUUACGUAAUAUAUUUCAACUUUUGUUACAUGUUAAUAAUUAGUACAGAUAUGUGCCAAUUUCAUAUUUUAGUGAAAACAAUUUUAAUUGAUAUUAUUAUGAAGAGCUAUAUUAUAUUUACUAACUUUUAAACUGUCUCUACUUUCUAAAGGCUGGUUUAUACUAAACUAUCUUAGUUAUUAAUGUUGGUGUUCAUGCAUUCACACUGUUGUAAUACUCAUAUACUUUCUUUCUCUAUAUAUAACUAUACUACAUGGUUUAGUUUGAUUAAUAUAAAUCAGCCUUUAUAGAACAUAUCAGCUCUUUCUUACAUAUUAAGGAUUGUCUGGAUAAUGUAUUUUAUUGUUAUUGUGGUAUUUUAUUAUGAUUAUAGUGCUAUAUUGAAAUUAUUCUCUUUUAAAAAAUAGUUUUAUACAACUAUAAGUGUAAACAAUAUAUUUUUAAUCAUUUAUAUCACAUUUCUGUCAGUGCAAUUUCAUAAUUUAUAUUAUAAUUGAUAUAAAAAAAUACACGUUAUUAAUAUAGCA
Molecule: messenger RNA, 2092 nt
Organism: Nezara viridula (southern green stink bug)
Lineage: Eukaryota; Metazoa; Arthropoda; Insecta; Hemiptera; Pentatomidae
Source: the annotation of a GenBank genome assembly